GUGCUAUGGCUUACGAUAUGCACAGCCCUGGUUGGGUACAUUCCCGAGGGCAGAUUCAAGCAGUGGGUAAAUUAUCACGUGUCGAUAAUGUGUUUUGGCCUUUUAUCUGGCGCGUUAUCGUCAGUAAUCACCUACCACAAUACUGAAAAUAAGCCGAAAAACGGAAUAUGUGUUGCGAAUCAUACGUCACCUAUUGAUGUACUUAUUUUAAUGUGCGAUGGCUGUUAUUCGCUGAUUGGGCAAAGACAUGGGGGUUUUCUGGGAAUAUUCCAGAGAGCUCUUGCAAGGGCUUCUCCCCAUAUAUGGUUUGAGAGGUCGGAGGUCAGGGAUCGACAUGCUGUUGCUAGAAGAUUAAAGGAGCAUGUCUCGAAUCCGGAAAAUCCUCCAAUUCUGAUUUUCCCCGAAGGAACUUGCAUUAACAAUACUUCAGUAAUGCAAUUUAAAAAAGGCAGUUUCGAAGUAGAUACAGUUAUCUAUCCCGUUGCAAUAAAGUACGACCCUCGUUUCGGGGAUGCCUUCUGGAACAGUAGUCGUUAUUCGAUGCUUCAGUAUCUUUACAUGAUGAUGACCAGUUGGGCCAUUGUGUGUGACGUAUGGUAUUUGCCUCCGAUGUACAAAAGAGAGGGCGAAACGGCUGUGGAUUUUGCCAAUAGGGUGAAAAGUGUGAUCGCCAAACAGGGUGGACUAGUAGAUUUAGUGUGGGAUGGUCAACUAAAAAGAGAGAAGCCGAAGAAAGAAUGGCGCGAGUGGCAGCAGGAAGAGUUCAGUAAACGACUUAAAAAUGAGUAAUUUUUUCAGAGAUUAGGGUAAAUAAUAAAUAAGUUAAUCUUAGAACGAAUAAUUGAUAGGUUUAAUUUGUAUGAUGUAUAAUUUCGUAACGAUAUUGGUUUGUUUAGUGCGUUGUUUUUGUGGCAUUUUUUAUUUUUCAAUAUCUUUUUUUUUUUAAUUUGGGAGAAUGAAUGUGUUAAGUAUUAACAUUACCAGAGUUAAUUAAUGAGAAAAAAACAAAUACGAACAGCAUCACACGUGGAAUUUUAUAGAAGCGUAAAAAUAACUAAUUUUAUUGUUUUAAAUGAAAAAAAAACUUCUACUUCAUAAAGAAACGUU
Molecule: messenger RNA, 1107 nt
Organism: Agrilus planipennis (emerald ash borer)
Lineage: Eukaryota; Metazoa; Arthropoda; Insecta; Coleoptera; Buprestidae
Gene: Gpat4
Product: glycerol-3-phosphate acyltransferase 4
Biological process (GO): triglyceride biosynthetic process
Cellular component (GO): endoplasmic reticulum
Molecular function (GO): glycerol-3-phosphate O-acyltransferase activity
Source: RefSeq, a predicted model, not a curated record